AUGGAAGAGAUUGACCAUCUGUACCCAAACGCGUCGCGCAGCGUCACUGCUCUCCAAGGCACGGCACGGACGAUGUGGUUCACCGGCGUGGUCAUCGCUUCAAUUUACGGUGUAAUAAGCGUUUUGGGGCUAAUCGGCAACAUCACGCUCAUCAAGACGUUUUGCUCUGCCAAAUCCAUCCGCAAUGUGCCCAAUCUCUUCAUGUCGAGUCUUGCGCUCGGGGAUGUUUUACUGCUGGUGACCUGCGCUCCGGUGGAUGCCAGCCGCUAUCUGUCAAAGGAGUGGCUCUUCGGGAGAGUGGGCUGUAAAGUCAUCCCCUUCAUUCAGCUCACCUCGGUUGGGGUGUCUGUGUUCACUCUCACGGCCCUUUCUGCUGACAGGUACAGGGCCAUCGUGAAGCCUCUGGACAUACAAACAUCAAGCACCACUACCAGCAUUGUCCUGCGGGCGGCGCUCAUCUGGCUCUUCUCCCUGAUCCUGGCUAUCCCCGAGGCUGUAUUCUCUGACCUCCAUACCUUCAACGUUACCUCCACUAAUGAGAGCUUUGUCACCUGCGCCCCUUAUCCCACAUCUGGGGAACUGCACCCUAAGAUCCACUCAAUGGCCUCCUUCCUCAUUUUCUACGUCAUUCCACUGCUGGUCAUAUCCGUGUACUACACCUUCAUCGCCCGCAGCCUGAUGAGGAGCGCCUCAAACCUGCCUGUGGAGGGGAACGUGCAUGCAAGACGACAGGUUGAAUCAAGGAAGCGAUUGGCCAAAACAGUGCUGGUGUUUGUUGGUCUCUUUGCGGUAUGCUGGCUUCCCUGUCACGUCAUCUACUUAUACCGCUCCUAUCACUACUCACAGGUGGACACUUCCCUUGUUCACUUUGUGUGCAGCGUCGUAGCUCGUAUCCUGGCCUUCACCAACUCCUGUCUCAACCCCUUCGCCCUUUACCUGUUGAGCGAGAACUUCCAGAAGCAGUUCAACCAGCAGCUGAGUUGUUGCUGUCGUGUGAUCCUCAAAUGCUCAACGCAGAGCCCGACUCAUUUUAACACGCAUGUGACGUCUGUCCGCAGCACACAUCACUCUAUGGCGAGUCUAAGCAUUAUCAAUGGCAGACGGAUCUAUCAGGAGGAUUGUGUGUAAACUUAUUUAUAUAAUUUAAUAGUGGUUUGUAAAAUAUCUUAAGUAAUAUUUGAUUAUUUAUUUUACAAGCUGUGUGAACAUUAUUUAAAAAAAAAACUCAGUGCAUCCUUUGUUGUUUUUGCUUUUGAGUCAGUGACUCGUACUUCAUGUUUCCACAAAACAUUUUAUUCAUAGGAGCCUUGCAUAAAGAUAUACUGUAUAGUUGAAUGAUUGUACCUGAAGGAGUACUCCAUCAUUUGAAUAUUGCAAUUCUAUGAAUUCUUCUUGUCUCGUCCCUACGACUUUAGGCAAACUAAAUAUUUUUCCCUUCGAAACCUAAUUGAGAAUGCAGUUUUGUUGUAUGGGAAUGUAAUUUUUAAGGGACAUGGUGGACUUUUCCUAUAAUGCAAUAUGACAGAAUCUCUUUGCUAUACCCUCUGUACCUGGUAAAUGACCACGCCUUUCAAUCUCAACACCUCCAGUUUGUAUCACAGGCUGUUAUAACUGUUAAGUCUCUACGCCCAAGCUGAGAUAAACCUGACGACAUCAUCAGUGGUAUUUUGUUAGACUUGGUAAAGCUCCUUCAGAGCCACAGAAGACAUUAACUAUUUUCACAAGCUGAGUUGUACUCCCCAGGAUGACUUAACAGAACACCAUGAGUCAAAUUUGUGAACAAUUAUCAUCAUCUCUAAUGAAGCUCCAUGUACAGUAUUUACAGAAGUGAAAAGACACAUUUUGCAACAACAAAUUAGAAAGCAGUAUAUGUCUUUAGAAAUGGCAGAAUAA
Molecule: messenger RNA, 1893 nt
Organism: Perca flavescens (yellow perch)
Lineage: Eukaryota; Metazoa; Chordata; Actinopteri; Perciformes; Percidae
Product: gastrin-releasing peptide receptor
Exons: 4
Coding region: 1-1128 (375 amino acids)
Biological process (GO): G protein-coupled receptor signaling pathway
Cellular component (GO): plasma membrane
Molecular function (GO): neuropeptide receptor activity
Source: RefSeq, a predicted model, not a curated record